AUGGCCAAAUGCAAUGGAGCCAAACAAUCACUUUGGAAACAAGUCUGUGAUGCUGAGCAGCCCAGUCCUCCCAGUGUUGUAGGGACUGACAGGGGCUCAGUGGACAGUCUGCAGUCAUUCUGUGGAUUCACCACAGCCGAGAGUGACGAUGAUCCUCUUCUUUGCGACCCUGCUCUCACUGGCUAUCAAGGAAAUACAAGAAAGGCUUAUUCUCUUCACCAGAUCAGCACCCCAGCUGCUGAGCAUGAGUCAUCUCCAUACACCAUUCAAAGUCCUGUCACAAGUUUAUUGGAGGAGCAACUGUUUCCAGUGUUGCUGCCUGGGCUGGAGGCUUUGUUAAGAGAAGCCCAAAAACAUGCUUGCUUUGAGAGGAAAGUAACAGCAUUUAUCCCCUGUGACUUCCUUACUGCGUGGCUCUACAAUCAUAAUCCCUGCAGACGGGGACAGGUCCCAGUGAACUUUCAUGACAUUCCCUUCGUGAAAGACUGGCUUUCCUUGAACCCCAGGCCUCCUGUCCCUCUGUUUCUGCGUUUGAGUGAGGAACAGGCUGCUCUGAUCAUCCAGGCUUUCUGGAGAGGAUAUAAGAUAAGGGCACGGCCAGAUGUACAGGAGCUGCGCCAAUGGCAGAGGGAGCUGAGGGAAAACCGUGACAUCGCCAAAACCGUGGAGAGGUUCUGGGUGCGACAAGAGAGCCGAGCUAGUUUCACUGAAAGAUCCUCCAGAAAGCUCCCAGGCUACAGCGGGGGUCACACGCUAACCUCCUAGAUGACCCCAGAGGCUGGUGAGUGGUUGACCCCAUGGCAUGUGCACCACAGAGGAAACAGCCUGUGCACCACUGAGUAAUUUCCUGACUGGAUCAGAACUUGUUGAAAAAUCGCUGACUCUAUCUCAGCACUUGAGCUAAGCCGAAAGGGCUUUUUUUUUUCUUUUUUAAAAGCCAUUAAAGCAUGUUAACUUCACGUCAAUCUAGCCUAAAACAAUCAGUCAAACAUGCCACUGAAAACGC
Molecule: messenger RNA, 1006 nt
Organism: Menidia menidia (Atlantic silverside)
Lineage: Eukaryota; Metazoa; Chordata; Actinopteri; Atheriniformes; Atherinopsidae
Source: the annotation of a GenBank genome assembly